Messenger RNA from Lathyrus sativus (Indian pea), 3957 nucleotides. The record is from the annotation of a GenBank genome assembly. NCBI's taxonomy places the organism in Eukaryota, Viridiplantae, Streptophyta, Magnoliopsida, Fabales, Fabaceae.
AUGACGGAGGGAUCGCCGCCGAAAGUGCUCCCGGUAGAGCAUGCAGAUGACUCCAUGCGAUCUCCUCCGCCGAAAUCGGAUCCUGCCGAUGCAAUUGGUCGCAAUGUAGGUUCUUCCGGAGGAUCGUCGAGGAGAAAAGGUAGGGUUUCUGAGAUGAAAUCGUCUGAGGAGAAUCGACGACGGUCGCCGAGAUUAUCCGUUGAAUCUAACGGAACUGACUCUUCUUCUCGUGCUGUUAAGCUUCGAAGAUGUAGGUCUUCAAAUGGGAAUGAGAACAUGCAAGUAGUUCACCAGAAGAAGAAAACUAGGAAAGUAAUUGCUUCUUCCAUUGAAUUGUCUAAUUCAUCAGUGGAACAGCAUUCCCCUGAAGUUGAUGAUAUCGACUGCUCAGCACUGUCUCCGGAGGAAAUCACAACCUCAGCCUGGGUUGAAAAUGGCCGAACAAAUUAUAAUUGUUUUGCUUUGUCUGUGCUACAAGGCAAACCUUCAAAAAAGAAAUUUAAAUCAUCUGCUUCUUUUGCCAAUGGAAGUAUGGAUGAGAAAAACAUUUCUUUAUUCAUUGGUGAUCCAAUACCUGAUAAUGAAGCUCGCGAAAGAUGGGGAUGGCGCUAUGAAUUGAAGGACAAACAAUGUAAAGAUAAAGUGUUCAAAAUAAAUGAGGAUGAAGAAGACGAGACUAUUAUAAAUGUUAAAUGCCAUUAUGCCCAAGCUAAAAUUGGGAACUGCACUUUCAAUAUUGGUGAUUGUGCAUUUAUAAAAGGUGAAGAAGAACAAAAACAUAUUGGCAAGAUUGUUGAGUUUUUUCAAACUACUGAUAGGAAAAAUUAUUUUCGGGUCCAAUGGUUUUACAGAAUUCAAGAUACAGUUGUCAAAGAUGCAGGUGAUUAUCAUGACAAGAGGCGUUUGUUCUAUUCAUCAAUAAUGAAUGAUAACUUAAUAGAUUCCAUAAUAGAGAAAGUGAAUGUUAGAUACAUAAAACCUAAGGUUGGUCCGAGGUUGACUUCUGUUUCACCAUCUAACUUCUAUUAUGAUAUGGAAUAUUGUGUUGAAUACUCUACAUUCCGCAAAAUGCCAACAGAUAAUGUUGUUAAGAUUAAGGAGUCAUCACAACCUGCUGUGGUUGAGAGUCUCUCAACAGAGGCAUCUACUAUUUCCAAGUGCCUACCUAGUCCUGAAUUGCACAGGACAGAACUGACAUUGCUAGAUCUCUAUUCUGGCUGUGGUGGCAUGUCAACUGGACUGUGCUUAGGUGCCAAACUAUCAUCAGUUAAUCUUGCCGCGAGAUGGGCUGUUGAUAGUGAUAUAUCGGCAACUAAAAGCUUGAAACUAAACCAUCCAGAUACGCACGUGAGAAAUGAAUCUGCAGAGGACUUUCUGCAACUAUUGAAGGAGUGGGAAAAGCUAUGCAAACGGUAUAAUGUUGGUGACACAGAAAGAAAAACUCCAAUACGGUCAAGGAGCUCAGGAGGAAAGAAGCAAGUGAAUUCUCAAGCUGAUGAUAAUUCUGAUGAUGAACUUGAAGUAUCUAGGUUAGUUGAUAUAUGCUACGGUGAUCCCGGUAAAACAGGAAUACAUGGUCUAUAUUUGAAGGUGAACUGGAAAGGUUAUGAUGAAAGUGAAGAUACAUGGGAACCAAUUGAAAACUUACGCAAUUGUAAGCAAAUCAUUCAGGAUUUUGUGAGAGAGGGGAUACAAUCAAAACUCUUGCCUCUUCCUGGUGAAGUUGAUGUUGUUUGUGGAGGUCCUCCAUGUCAAGGAAUUAGUGGAUAUAAUCGCUUUAGAAACACGGAAUCACCACUGGAUGAUGAAAGAAAUCAUCAGAUAGUGGUUUUCAUGGAUAUAGUGAAAUAUUUAAAGCCUAAGUAUGUUUUAAUGGAGAAUGUGGUUGACAUAUUAAGAUUUGACAAGGGUUCACUUGGAAGAUAUGCGUUAGGUCGUUUGGUACAUAUGAAUUACCAAGCAAGAUUGGGAAUUGUUGCAGCUGGGUGUUAUGGUCUUCCACAAUUUCGAUUGCGCGUUUUCAUGUGGGGGGCUCAUCCUGAUGAGGUCCUACCCCAAUUUCCAUUGCCAACACAUGAUGUUAUUGUUAGAUACUGGCCUCCACCUGAGUAUGAGCGUAAUACUGUUGCUUAUGAUGAGGACCAUAAACGAGAAUUAGAGAAAGCUCUUGUUAUUCAAGAUGCCAUCUCCGAUCUUCCUCCUGUCACAAACUUUGAAACUCGGGACGAAAUGGCUUACAAAAAUCCUCCAGAAACAGAAUUUCAAAGAUAUAUACGGUCUACUAAGUAUGAGAUGACUGGAUCCAAAUUAAAUGGAACAACAGAGCAAAAUCAUUUGUUAUAUGAUCACCGACCUCACUUUAUGUCUGAAGAUGACUACCUACGCGUUUGUCAAAUACCCAAAAAGAAGGGAGCGAAUUUCCGUAAUCUUCCUGGUAUAGUUGUUGGAGCUGACAAUGUGGUCAAGCCACACCCAGUAGAGAAAAUUCCAUUGCUACCAUCUGGAAAGCCACUGGUCCCCGAUUACUGCUUCACUUUUGAACAGGGGAGAUCCAAGAGGCCAUUUGGACGGUUGUGGUGGGAUGAGACUGUUCCUACUGCACUAACCUCCCCAAGUUGUCAUAACCAGGUAGUACUACAUCCAGAGCAGGAUCGAAUCCUCACUAUACGAGAAUUUGCCCGGCUCCAAGGAUUUCAUGAUUAUUAUAGAUUUUAUGGGUCUGUGAAAGCUAGGUACCGUCAAAUUGGAAAUGCAGUUGCUGUUCCUGUUUCGCGAGCUUUAGGAUAUGCCCUAGGAAUAGCACAUAGGAAGCUUGGCAGUAAUGAGCCACAUAUGAUCCUCCCAUCCAAAUUCUCUCUUUCCAAUUAUCUUCAAUUAUCAAGUAAUCAUGUUGGCAACUCCAUUUUUGAGACAGAAAAUGCAGGCAAAACCUCAGUAGUUGAGUCAGAAAAUGCAGGUGACAACAACGUAGUUGAGUCAGAAAAUGCAGAUGACAACAACGUAGUUGAAUCAGAAAAUGCUGCCAACAUCAUACCUGAUUCAAAAAAUGCUACAGACGCCAAAAUUGCUACCACCAUUAUUGAGUCGGAAAAUGCCGCCAACACCAAUUUUGAGUCAGAAAAUGCAGGCGACACCACUAUUUUUGAGUCAGAAAAUGCUGCUGACACCAUUUUUAAGUCAGUAAAUGUUGCCGAGACGACCAUUUUUGAGUCAGACAAUGCUGCAAACACCAUUUUUGAGUCAGAAAGUGCUGGCGGCACCACCGUAGUUGAGUCAGAAAAUGCUGCUGACACCACACUUGAUUCAAACAAUGCUACCAACACCAUUUUCUAUUCAGAAAAUGCUGCCGAGACCACCAUGUUUGAGGUUGACGGCAUUUUUGAUUCAAAAGAUGCUCUAGACACCCCCAUUUUUUAUUCAGAAAAUGCUGCAGAAACCUCCAUUUUUGAGUCCGACAAUGCUGCAAAUACCAUGUUUGAGUCCGAAAACGCUGCAGACACCGCCAUGUUCGAGUCAGAAAAUGCUGCAGACACCACCAUGUUUGAGUUAGAAAAUGCUGCCGUUGCCAAUUUUGAUUCAAAAUAUGUUGCCGACACCACCAUUUUUGAUUCAGUAAAUGCUCCAGACACUUCCAUUUUUCAGUCUGAAAAUGUAGGUGACACCACCAUUUUUGAGUCAGAAAAUGCUCCAGACACCACCAUUUUUGUUUCAGAAAAUGCUGCAAACAACUCCAUUUUUCAAUCAGAAAAUGAUGGUGACACCUCCAUUUUUCAGUCUGAAAAUGUAGGUGACACCACCAUUUUUGAGUCAAAAAAUGCUCCAGAUACCACCAUUUUUGUUUCAGAAAAUGCUGCAAACGACUCCAUUUUUCAAUCAGAAGAUGCAGGUGACACCGCAGAGUCAGAAAAUGCUACCGACACCUUUUUUGAUUCAGAAAAUGCCGGAGACACCAACUAG